AUGACGGAAUUCCAACUGGGCCAGAAGGACUCAGUUUUCAUGGAGGACGUAGCUGUGGUCUUUACUUCUGAAGAAUGGAGUUUGUUGGAUCUUCCUCAGAGGAAACUCUACAGAGAUGUCAUGCUGGAAACUAUGGGAAACUUGGCCUCAGUAGUUAUCAGUAAGCCUCAUAUUUUAGAAAAACAGUAA
Orycteropus afer afer is the source of this 189-nucleotide messenger RNA. The record is from RefSeq and is a predicted model, not a curated record. Lineage: Eukaryota; Metazoa; Chordata; Mammalia; Tubulidentata; Orycteropodidae.